UUUCCAAAUUUCCGGAGCUAGUCUGAACCAUCGCGAUUUGGGGCAGAAGUGUUUGCGAUCAUGUUGGAACCGUUGAUCGUCCUCACGGUUCUGAACUGCCUCUUCAUGUUCAGCUCGACGAUGACGACGUGCGCGCUGUGGUGGCAGUAUCGCACUCACCGGUGCUGUUUCCGACGAGACCCCGCCAACCAGGCUGCCAAACACGCUCAGUCGAAACAGAAAGCCCCCUACGCGAAAGUAUCCAAAAGGGCGGAGAAACCGAAGCAUGAAAACGGUAACGAGAAAGGCUCUGUAAACGACUCUGUAAACAGCUCCGUAAACGGCUCUGCAAACGGAAACGGCAACAAUCGGGACAGAUCCAACUCCGUGGCGCACCGCGAGGGUAAAAGCAGAAGGAACUCGAAGCUGAAGACGAGAUCGAACUCGAAGAACUGGUUCAGGAACAAAUCCCACAGCGCCGAUCCCGCGUCUUCCUUAUCGGAGACCUUGGAAAUCUGGGAGAUACAGGAGAACGACAGGAUGUCGGAGGGCGCAGGCAGAAUGUCGGAGGACGCGGGAAGGAUGUCGGAAGACACAGGAAGGAUGUCCGAGGAGACUGCAAAGAUGUCUGAAGCCUCGCAAACCGGCACCGAGGCGAAAUCGGCUGUGGUGAUGGAGUACUCGACUGUUCAGAAGAUCGUGCAGAUACUGGAUGAUACCAGUGAUCUUGACGCAACGAGGAUAGCCAUCAGAGACUUCAACGCCAGACACAAUCCCGAGAGGAAGAUACAAGAGUUAAACAUCGAGCCGGGAAACGAGCCUCGAUCUCCCAUUUGCACAACGUUACCGCAAACUUGAUCUAG
Messenger RNA from Megalopta genalis, 842 nucleotides. RefSeq lists its product as uncharacterized. The record is from RefSeq and is a predicted model, not a curated record. NCBI's taxonomy places the organism in Eukaryota, Metazoa, Arthropoda, Insecta, Hymenoptera, Halictidae.